Molecule: messenger RNA, 2811 nt
Organism: Penicillium angulare
Lineage: Eukaryota; Fungi; Ascomycota; Eurotiomycetes; Eurotiales; Aspergillaceae
Product: GPI-anchored transamidase subunit GAA1
Exons: 11
Coding region: 1-2811 (936 amino acids)
Biological process (GO): attachment of GPI anchor to protein
Cellular component (GO): GPI-anchor transamidase complex; membrane
Molecular function (GO): serine-type endopeptidase activity
Source: RefSeq, a predicted model, not a curated record
AUGGCGACCCCGGCCGCAUUACCGCCGCUCCCCUUCAACCCGGGGCGUGUGCGAUCUUACCUGGCACGAUUGCCGCUGUUCACUCGACUCGUCCUGCUGGCAAUCUUGGCUUUCUGGUUGCUGGAGCUGCAAACGAUCUGGAGCGUGGUGCAGUGGGGCGCGUUGAUUCCCGAUGAGAUCAAUUUGGGAACGAUGUAUCGUUUGAACACAUACCCCUUUAUUCACAUGGGAUUCUUCCACACUUUGCUGAACACCAUUGCUUUGACACCGCUACUGGAGCGAUUCGAGGCGGAACAUGGUACUCUCACAUCGAUUGCGUUGUUUGUUGGACCGCUUUCGACUUUACCGGCGGGUCUCUACCUUUUGUUUGAGAAGGUGAUUUUGCAUAGAAACACCUCUGUGGUGGGCGCAAGUAUUUGGGUGUUCUUACUUCUAGGGUCUGAGGCCAUUCGGACAUAUAAGUCCCACCCCAACUUCAGCCUCGGUCCAUACAAAAUCCCCACCUGGACGUCGCCCUUGUUCGCGUGUGUCGUAUUGUCCAUCCUUGUGUCGCAUGUCAGCUUCUUGGGUCAUAUGUGUGCUAUUGCUGUGGGCUACGUUUUCGGCCUGGGAUACCUUAAGGUGUUCGUACCACCAGAAAAGGUUCUUCGAUGGAUUGAGGGCAAGCUCAACUUGCUGGGCCGCCUGCCUCAUUAUGUCUCUGUAGACCAGAAGACCUAUGGCCGUUCAGUUUGUGCGUGGCUGGUCGGUCCCGCCCGGCGUAAAUUCCCCGUAAACAACAGCUGGAGCUUCAACUCAUUAAUCGUUGACCUCCCACUUCCUUGGAUCUCCGCCUCAUCUCUUGCAAAACUAAUCUGUUUGAAGCGGGAAUGGGAAGGAGCACAAGGGCGUUAUCUCGCUGAUCUGGGCUCAAUGGCGCUAAAAUCUGCGAUCCGCAACCUGCGGAAUAAUCCUCACUUUCUAUUCGUCCGCCUCCCGAACCUACUGUCCUUCCUGUGCAUCAUCGUGGGGGCAGUCUGGCUGCUGCUUCUUCCCUUGAACGAAUACUCCCGCAAUACCUACAUCUCCGAGAAUGCGCUCUUGCCUGGCCAAGUGCAUGCUUAUUUCACUGGAAGCGAGCAGAACAUCUUCAGAGGAUAUAAGCAAGAGCUCGAAGGGUUAUUGAACCAGGGCCAGAAGGGCGAAGAUGGGCAAGGUCCGGUAGAAUUGACACCAACAAUCUCCAACAAAAUCCGUUCCGUAUUCGAGGCCUCUGGAUUGAAGGUUGCAACACAGGAGUAUAAGUAUACAUCUGCUGGAAUAACCCACCAGGGCGAGAACACCUAUGGUAUCAUCCAUGCUCCACGAGGCGACGCGACAGAAGCGAUAGUGCUUAUUGCAACAUGGAAGACGGCCAAUGAUGAAUUGAAUCUGAAUGGUGUUACUCUGGCCUUGACAUUGGCCAGAUACUUCAAGCGAUGGUCAUUAUGGUCUAAAGAUAUAAUCUUCCUCAUCACUCCGGACAGUAAAUCGGGCACCCAGGCAUGGGUUGACGCAUACCAUGAUCUCCAACCCGAAUCAGUGCAACCUUUACCAUUGAAGAGUGGUGCUUUACAAGGCGCAGUGGCAAUUGAGUAUCCAUUUGAUCACCGAUUCAAGAAUCUGCACAUCGUAUACGACGGAGUCAACGGCCAGCUGCCUAAUCUUGAUCUAUUCAAUACAGCAGUAGCUAUUGCAGGUGGACAAAUGGGGAUUGGUUCCAACUUGCAAGAGAUGUGGGAACAUGAUGAUAGCUACGAGGCACGUUUGCAGACUAUGCUGCGUGGUAUGGCCAAGCAAGGACUGGGCUAUGCUACUGGCGCUCACAGCAGCUUUAUGCCGUAUCAUAUCGAUGCCAUCACCCUGCAGACUAAGGGCGAAGGCUGGGAAGAUGAAAUGGCGCUGGGACGGACAAUUGAAAGUCUGUGCCGUAGCUUGAACAAUCUCCUGGAGCACCUGCACCAGAGUUUCUUUUUCUAUCUCCUCAUGCAGUCUAAUCGAUUUGUCAGUAUUGGGACUUACCUCCCUAGCGCCAUGCUUAUUGCUGGGAACUUCACGAUUAUGGCGAUUGCUCUUUGGAUGCGAACGGGCUACCACGAGGAUGCCAUAUCCGAUAAAUCCACUGGCUCUUCUCAGUCUAAGGAGAAGGGUUCCGCUUCUGUGACCCCCAAAUCGGGGAAGCCAGUAGGGCUUAAUGGACCUGCGGUUGCAGAGCGUCUAUUGGCGCUACCUCUGACACUCGUCACAGGCCUUCAUUUACUUGGCCUUGUCCCGCUCUAUAUCUUCAACACUAUUCCCCAUCAGUUUUUCACUACUGCUACCUACAUCUUUGUUGCUGUAGACAUUGUCCUCCCUUUAAUCCUGGCUGCUCUCCUCUCUAACGGGCUAGGCCUGUCUACACCUCUUGUGCCGCAGCAGUACCUCUUGAUCAAGUCCUUUGCAUUGCUGCUCUUGGGAUUAUCCCUCUCGACCCUAGCUACAUUGAACUUCUCCCUCUCGCUGACGAUUGGGCUCCUCUGUGCCCCACUCAGCUUUAUCACCCGAUCAGAUAGCAGCUCCAAUCCACAAAGGUUUGCUUUAUCUGGUCUUGGGUUGGGAUUGCUCAACCUGCUCUCUCCACCAGCCGUUCUUCUGGCCGCGUGUCACUAUACCGGCGUAUCUGUGGAGACUGUGCUCACACAGGCAGCAUAUGGCUGGGAUGUUUGGGGGAUGUGGACACAGGUUGUUGUAUGGUGUGUCUGGUGGCCAGCUUGGUUGAUCGGCUGCGUUCUAUUGGGUUCCUCGAUAUUUUAG